Eruca vesicaria subsp. sativa (arugula) is the source of this 857-nucleotide messenger RNA. Lineage: Eukaryota; Viridiplantae; Streptophyta; Magnoliopsida; Brassicales; Brassicaceae. The record is from the annotation of a GenBank genome assembly.
GCACGUUAAAGUUAACUACUCUUUCCAUUUAAUUCGUAAGCAUCCACAUCAUGCCAAUCUUUGGGGGAUCUGAUUCCGAAGACGAAAGAAUGAUGCAUCAACAAACUAAGCUCUUCAAUCGCCAACGAUCAAUUCACUCUAUAUUGGGAGGAGGCACAGUUGCGGAUAUUUUGUUAUGGAGAGAGCCGAAAAUAGCUGCAACAUUGGUGAUAGGAGUUAGUCUCUUAUGGUUCUUAAUGGAAGUAGUGGAAUACAAUUUCAUAACCCUAGUUUGUCAUGCUUCCAUGACCUCCAUGCUUCUUUUCUUCAUUUGGUCCACUGCUUCUGAUUUUCUCAAUUGGGAAAGGCCAAUCAUACCUGAAGUGGUACUAGACGAAUCUUCUUUCAAGGAAUUAGCAACAAGCUUUCAUGUUAGAUUCAACCAAAUCCUCUCCAAGCUUCUUGAUGUUGCUUGUGGAAGAGAUCCUCCACUCUUUUUUCUCACAACAAUCUCACUUUACAUCCUAUCCGUCAUCGGGACAUGUAUCAACUUUAUGAAUCUUCUGUUCGUAGGGUUUGUAAGCAUGCAAACAUUGCCGGUUAUGUACGAGAUGUACGAGAAUGACGUGGAUAGAGUUGUGGGUAAGUUGAUGAGAAAGAUGAGAAAACUGUACAGGAAAGUCGACUCGAAUGUUCUUAGCAAAAUCCCUAGAGGAACUGCUAAAAGCAAGAAACAUGCAUAAUUUCUUCAUGGUUUUACUCGUCUAUGUAUAAUCGAUAUUUAUAUGCAUAUGAGUUAAUGAUGUCUGUAAUAAUUAUACUAAACAGAAAAUUGAAUCCUUAGUUCAAAUAAAUGAAAGUGUCAUGGUUUUGUGUUU